ACUUUCUCUAAGUAAUUCAGUUUUAUUAAGUUUUUGAAAAGUUAAGUAAAGAUUAAUUGAGAGUUUUUAAAAACAAAAAAUGAGAGUUCUUCAGUUUUGUAUGCUGAUACUUAUUUUCUUUGUAUUUGUUCAAGGAAAGGAAGUAAAUGAUGAUUGUAAUUGCUCCUGUCCAACGACAGCUAAAAAUUCAACAUCAACAUCACAACAAACUUCAUCAUCGGGUACAAAAACCGAAGACACAAAAUCAAAGGACAAAUCAUCGGAAAAAGGAACUGAGAAAGGAAGCGCAUCCAAAGAGAAUAGGAAUACGACUGCGACUACUAAAGCUCCAAGAAAAUUUACUGGGAUUCCAUUGCGUUUAGUUCGUAGACGGUUUUGGUUUGGAUAAAAUCUCAACAUUUACAUAAAAUCAAAAUAGUGAUGAAUUGUAUUUGAAAUUAUAACUUUUAACAAACAUCCUUCCAAGUUUAUAAAAAAAUUAUUUUUUAAC
Messenger RNA from Eupeodes corollae, 490 nucleotides. RefSeq lists its product as uncharacterized. The transcript is spliced from 2 exons. Lineage: Eukaryota; Metazoa; Arthropoda; Insecta; Diptera; Syrphidae. The coding region runs from base 80 to 388 and encodes 102 amino acids. The record is from RefSeq and is a predicted model, not a curated record.